CCGGCGGGGGGCGGGGCCUGCGGGCGGAUUAUGUCAGCCCCGCGGCAGCCGCAGCCCCGAGCUGGGAGCGGUGCGAGCAGGCCCCCGCUGCCGCCCGCCCCGGCCAUGGCUCUGCCCCGGGGGCUCGGCCUCCUCCUGCUGCUGGUGCUGGGGGGGCCCGGCGCCGCCAUCACCAUCCCCCCGGAGUUCCUGCAGCCCCCCGAGCUGACAGAGCAGCCCCCGGAGCAGCUCGUCGUCUUCCCCAGCGAUGACGUCGUCCUCAAAUGUGCCGCCACCGGCAACCCCCCGGUCCAGUACCGCUGGACACGGGAGGACGAGCCCUUCAUCCCCGAGGAGCACCCUGGGGUGACGGUGGCCCCGGGCGCGGGGACCCUGGUCAUCAACGCCAGCCUGGCUGGACGCCUGCAGGGCCGGUACCGCUGCUUCGCCGCCAACGCCCUGGGCACCGCGCUCUCCCUCGAGGCCCGCGUCAUCGCCGAGAACACGCCGCAGUGGCCCAAGGAGAAGGUGACGCCGGUGGAGGUGGAGGAGGGGGACCCCGUGGUGCUGCCCUGUGACCCCCCCAAGAGUGCCGUGCCCCCCAAGAUCUACUGGCUCAACAGCCGCAUCGUGCACAUUGCGCAGGACGCGCGGGUGAGCAUGGGGCAGGACGGAUUCCUCUACUUCGCCAACACGCUGGUGGGCGACAGCCACCCCGACUACAUCUGCCACGCACACUACCUGGGGCCCCGCACCAUCAUCCAGAAGGAGCCCCUCGACCUCCGCGUCGCCCCCAGUAACUCGGUGCAGUCUCGCCGACCCCGGCUCGUGGUACCCCAGGACCCGCAGCCCCCCCACGUUGCCCUGCGUGGGGGCACCCUCAUCCUCGAGUGCAUUGCCGAGGGGCUCCCCACGCCGGCGGUGCGGUGGCAGCGGCUGAACGGGCCCCUGCCGCGGGGCCGGGCCUCGCUGGAGAACUUCAACAAGACGCUGCGGCUGCGGGCGGUGGAGGAGGCGGACGACGGCGAGUACGAGUGCGUGGCCGAGAACAGCCAGGGCCAGGCGCGCCACAGCCACCUCGUCACUGUCGAGGCGGCCCCGUACUGGGUGCGACGCCCCCAGAGUGGGGUCUUCGGCCCCGGUGAGACGGCACGGCUGGACUGUGUGGUGGAGGGCAAGCCCCGGCCCCACGUCACCUGGCGCCUCAAUGGGGUCCCCAUCGAGGAGGUGCCGGGGGCCGGCCGGCGGGCGGUGCGGGACGGGGCGCUGGUGCUGUCCCGCCUGGAGCCCAACGACACGCUGGUGGCCCAGUGCGAGGCCCACAACCGCCACGGGCGCCUGUUGGCCAACGCCUUCGUCUACGUCGUGGAGCUGCCGGUGAAGAUCCUGACGCCGGAUGAGACCCCGUACGCGGUGGUGGAGAACCAGACAGUGUUCCUGCACUGCCGGGCCUUCGGGGCCCCUGCGCCCACCGUCGAGUGGCUGACGCCAGGGCUGGAGCCGGCCCUGCAGGACGACCGGGCCUUCGUCUUCACCAACGGGACCCUGCGGCUGGGCCCGGUGGCGCGGGGGGACGGGGGCCCCCUCAUCUGCCAGGCCCACAACGCCCACAGCAACGCCAGCGUCGUCGCCCACCUCGAUGUCAAAGCGGCGACGCGGAUCGAGGUGCCCCCCCAGAGCACGACGGCGAAGAAAGGGGAGACGGUGACCUUCCGCUGCGUGGCCGCCUUCGACCCCGGGCUGGCCCCCCGCGGCCUCGAGUGGCGCAGGGACGGGCAGCUGCUGCGUGAGACGGCCGACAGCGACAAGUACUCACUGACCGGGGACACGCUGACGGUGGCCGGGGUGGACUAUGCUGACCAGGGGACCUUCUCCUGCCGCGCCUGGACCCUCCUGGACGCCGUCGAGGCCGAGGCGCAGCUCCGCGUCGUGGGCCGGCCGGGCCCUGUGCGGGAGCUGCAGGUGCUGGAGGUGGGCGAGCGCCAGGUCCGGCUCACCUGGACCCCGGGCGACGAGCACAACAGCCCCGUGGAGAAGUUCGUGGUGGAGGAGGAGGAGGGCAUCUUCACACCCGGGCGCUUCGUGGAGCGGCUGACGGUGCCGGGGGAGCAGCCCUGGGCCCCCCUCACCCUCUCGCCCUACGGCCGCUACCGUUUCCGGGUGCUGGCGGCCAACGCCUACGGCCGGGGGGAGCCCAGCGCCCCCAGCGCCCCCAUCUCCACCCCCCCUGCCGCCCCCGAGCGCAACCCUGGGGGAGUCAAGGGUGAAGGCAACGAGACCAACAACCUGGUCAUCACCUGGCAGCCGCUGGCGCCGGGGGAGUGGAACGCGGCCGAGGUGCGGUACCGGGUGCAGUGGCGGGCGCUGGAGCCGGCGCUGGGCCGCUGGCGCGAGGAGACGGUGGGGGGCCCCCCCGUCGUGGUGGGGGGCACCCCCACCUUCAGCCCCUACGAGAUCCGCGUGCAGGCGGUCAAUGACGCCGGGAAGGGCCCCGAGCCCCCCGUCAUCGUCGGCUACUCGGGAGAGGACCUGCCACUGGUGUACCCCGAAAAUGUGGGGGUGGAGAUCCUGAACAGCACCAGCGUGCGGGUGCGCUGGAGCCUGGCGGGGACCCCCCGAGACCUGCGUGGGCACCUCCGGGGAUUUCGGGUGCUGUACUGGCGCGAGGGCUGGGUGGGGGAGCGGGUGCGCCGGCAGGCCCCCGCCGCCCCCCCCGGCGUGCACCCCGGGGUGCUGACGGUGCUCGGCGAGGCCAGCGGGGUGCUGCUGGGGGGGCUGCGCCCCUGGAGCCGCUACCGCCUCCAGGUCGUCGUCUUCAACGGGCGGGGGGACGGCCCCCCCAGCGACGAGAUCCGCUUCGACACCCCCGAGGGAGUGCCGGGCCCCCCCGAGGAGCUGCACGUGGAGCGCGUGGGUGAGACGACCCUGGCCCUGGAGUGGAAGCGCCCACGGCACCCCAACGGCGUCCUCACCGGCUUCCUGCUCCAGUACCACCAGGUGAACCAGACGGAGGGGGGGCUGCCCUACGAGAUCUCCUUCCCCGCCGGGACCCUCAACACCACCCUGGGGCGCCUGGCCCCCCGCGCCCGCUACCGCUUCGCCCUGCGCGCCCUGACCCGCCUGGGGCCCGGCCCGGCCCUGCUGCGCCAGGGCAGCCUGCUCCCCGAGCCCGUGCUGCCGGUGCUGGGGCGCGUGGUGGUGGGCGAGGUGGGGGAGGACUUCACCGUCCUGCACUGGACCCUCGCCCACCCCCAGGCCAACAUCGAGUUUGAGGUCCGGUACAUGAGCAAAACCGCGGCGAAGGAGCCCUGGCGCACCUCGGGGCACACCAACUCCUCGCUGGGGCUGUACCGCCUGGGGGACCUGCGCCCCGGCACCUCCUACCGCGUCCAGUUCGUGGGGCGCAACCACUCGGGCGAGCGCGUCGCCUUCUGGGAGAGCGAGGUGCAGACCAACGGCACCCUGGUGCCGAGCCCCGCGGGCGGCUUCGCCACCGAGGGCUGGUUCAUCGGCUUCGUCAGCGCCGUGGUGCUGCUGCUCCUCCUCCUCCUCAUCCUCUGCUUCAUCAAGCGCAGCAAGGGGGGCAAGUAUUCGGUGAAGGACAAGGAGGACACGCAGGUGGACUCGGAGGCCCGGCCCAUGAAGGACGAGACCUUCGGGGAGUACAGGUCCCUGGAGAGCGACGGCGAGGAGAAGGCCUCGGGGAGCUCGGGGCGGUCGCUGGGCGCGGCCGGGGCGGCGCUGGGCAGCGACGACAGCCUGGCGGGGUACGGCGGCAGCGCCGACGUGCAGUUCAACGAGGACGGCUCCUUCAUCGGGCAGUACAGCGGCGCCCGCGGCACCGCCGCCGGCAGCUCCGGCCCCGCCAGCCCCUCCGCCGCGCCCCCCCUCGACUAGCCGGGGACCCCCCACGGCCCUGGGGGUGCUCCCACUGAGCUGGGAACCCCCCCAGGGCACUGGGGGCGCCCCCACUCGGCUGGGGAACCCCCAUGGCACUGAGGGAGCCCCCACUCGGCUGGGGAACCCCCAUCACCCUGGGGGCACCCCCACUCGGCUGGGGACCCCCCCAUGGCACUGAGGGAGCCCCCACUCAGCUGGGAACCCCCACGGCACUGGGGGCACCCCCACUCGGCUGGGGAACCCCCCAUGGCACUGAGGGAGCCCCCCCGGUACUGGAGACCCCCCCCGGCACUGGGGGUGCUCCCACUGGGCUGGGGAACCCCCUGGCACUGAGGGAGCCCCCCCGGUACUGGGGACCCCCCCCCGGCACUGGGGGUGCUCCCACUGAGCUGGGGACCCCCCCCAUGGCACUGGCGACCCCCCAGCAAAGCGGGACACCCCAAGCGGAAGGGGGACCCCCAGACCCCCCCAAGCCAAGGGAGUCCCCCUCCCCACAUCCCAAUUAAGGGCCUCCCCAAAACUGCCAAAGGGGGGGAACCCUAAGUGCUCCCCCCCUCCCCCCCGUGCAAUGGGGGGGCGCUGGGGCUGCGGGGGGGGGCACCCCCAAAAUGCGCCUCGCAGCGGGGGGGGGGAGGGGACCCCCGUUGGACUUAGCCAAAAAACGAAGGCCCCCCCAGGCCAGCCCCGGCUGUCGGGGGGCCCGGACGCCUGGGUUCUCUUUAGACCAAAUUGGGGGGGGGGGGGGGGGGAUUUGGCCCCCCCCGAUUCCAGCCCCCCCCCCCUCCACUAACUCUUCAGGGGCCCCCCGACUCCUCGGGGUUUGGGGGGGCCCCGACGCCCCCCCCCCAUCUCUGAAUGCAUCUCACGGCGCGGCCUUGGCAACUCUCACACGAGCCGACGGGCCCCCCCCGCCCCCGGGGGGCUCUG
Messenger RNA from Phalacrocorax carbo (great cormorant), 4806 nucleotides. Lineage: Eukaryota; Metazoa; Chordata; Aves; Suliformes; Phalacrocoracidae. The record is from RefSeq and is a predicted model, not a curated record.